UAAAAGUUUCUUUUAGUUCCUUCCCGAAAAAUCAAGAACUACCCAGAAUUGAACUCAUCCUUGGCAAAACUUCCUCUAUAAAUUCAAUAUUUCAUCCAAAGCCAUUCAUCUCAACGAUUAUAUACAAGCAAAGCAAGUUACUUUCCGACUACAAAUACCAUUUUGAGCGAUCCCUUUUCAACAAUCAAUCUUUGCGAGAAAAGCAGAAUGUCGAUCAUCCCAAGUUUCUUCGGCAACCAAAGGACUAACGUUUUUGAUCCAUUUUCCCUUGACAUUUGGGAUCCUUUCCAAGGCCUUCCUUUCUCUACUGGUGCUCUUACCGGGCAGCAAGGUGGCUCUGAUGCUGCGAGAGAGACAUCACAAUUAGCAAACACCAGGAUCGAUUGGAAAGAAACCCCAGAAGCUCAUGUCUUUAGAGCUGAUCUUCCUGGUGUUAAAAAGGAAGAAGUGAAAGUUGAAGUAGAAGAAGGAAGAAUUCAACAGAUAAGCGGCGAAAGAAGCAGAGAAAGUGAAGAGAAAAACGAUAAGUGGCAUAGAGUUGAACGUAGCAGCGGCAAGUUUUUGAGGAGAUUUAGAUUGCCUGAGAAUACUAAAAUGGAUCAAGUUAAAGCUACUAUGGAGAACGGGGUUCUUACCAUAUGUGUUCCUAAAGCUGAGCAGAAGAAACCUGAAGUCAAGUCCAUUGAGAUUUCCGGUUCAUCCGAGUCGCCUCAAGUUCCACAAGGCCAGAUUGGCGCUGCUUAAAGAUGCUCAUCAUGAUCGGAAAUAUGAAAUGCCUAUGUUGUUUGUCUUGUUGGUACUAUUUUUCGUUAUGCUGCUAGUGUGGUUAUGCUUAGGGGUCAUAUCGCGUGGUGUGUGUUCUUACUGUCGAAGUCUAUGUUGUGUGAGGUGUCGAGUUAUAUGCUAUGUAGCUGAAUUAUGUUGUUAAUAAAAUGCAUCUUUCGUUCA
Papaver somniferum (opium poppy) is the source of this 948-nucleotide messenger RNA. RefSeq names its product 17.8 kDa class I heat shock protein-like. The transcript has a single exon. Lineage: Eukaryota; Viridiplantae; Streptophyta; Magnoliopsida; Ranunculales; Papaveraceae. Gene Ontology annotation, biological process: response to salt stress; protein folding; protein complex oligomerization. The coding region runs from base 208 to 744 and encodes 178 amino acids. The record is from RefSeq and is a predicted model, not a curated record.